AUGAAUUGUUUCCCUUGUUUCUCCUCACAAAAGACCAAGGAGAGCACCAACAAAAAGGACCAUGAUGAUUCUGAUGUCGAAGAACUACAACCUCAACAAUCUACUAUAUCUGCUGACUAUGACAACAACAGUUCGAUCAAAGCAUUCAACUUCCGUGAGUUAGCCUCAGCCACCAAGAAUUUCAAGCAAGAAAGUUUGUUGGGUGAAGGUAGUCUCGGCAAAGUUUACAAGGGAACCAUUCAGGAUCAGGAUGUUGCUGUGAAACAACUUGAUAGGAAUGCAAUGGAAGGGAGCAAUGAGUUCUUUGUGGAAGUAGGGCAGCUGAGUUUACUACAGCAUGCGAAUUUGGUCAGUCUUGUCGGAUAUUGUGCUGAUGGGGACCAGAGGCUUUUGGUUUAUGAGUACAUGCCAGGGGGUUCCUUACAAGAUCAUCUCCAUGAUAAGCAGCGAUUAGAUUGGGUGACGAGAAUGAAAAUAGCACACGGGACAGCACUAGGGCUACAAUACUUGCAUGAGAAGGCAAAGCCUCCUGUAAUAUACCGUGACCUCAAGUCCUCAAAGGUUCUUUUGGACGACGAAUUCAACCCGAAGUUGUCCAACAUCGGGCUCGACAAGCUCGGGCCCCCGACCGACAGCAAUAUGCUGGUGCAGUCGAAGAUAAGGGAAAACAAUGGUUACAAUGCCCCGGAGUGUAUAAAUUCGGGUACCGUUAAUGCGCAUACGGAUGUCUAUAGUUUUGGGGUUGUUCUGUUAGAGAUAAUAUCCGGCAGAAAAGCUCUGGACACUUCCAAACCGGAGGAAGAGCAAAUGUUGGUUAAUUGGGCACAACCAAUAUUCAAGGAACCAAAAUAUUUCCCACAAAUGGCAGAUCCAUCAAUGAACAAAGAAUUCCCAGAAGGAGGAUUGAAUCAAGCUGUAGCAAUGGCGGCCAUGUGCGUGCAAGAAGAAGCCUCUGCCCGACCGUUGAUAAGCGAUUUAGCUUCCGUCUUAAGUUUCCUCUCCGUCGCCAACCAAGGAAACAAUAUCCCCGAAGGUCUCUCUCCUUCCGUCUCAUCCAAAUUGAAGGCCCUCUCCGGUAAGAUUCAAGUCUCCGACGACGACGAUGACGAGGGAGAAGAUGAAGCUUCGGGGAACUCGGACGAGGGCGACGAGAGAAGCGAUAACGACGACGAUGAAGACGACGGUUACAAUGCAUCGUUGACAAGCAGCAGCAAUGCCGACAGGAGUUUAGAUCAACAACAGAGUCUAAAGUCCGACCGUUCUCUCAGCCACCGGAGUAGCAGGAGAUCGUCGAGUUCGUUAGGCAGUAGCCGUAAGAAAUCGAGAAGUGAUUUGUCAUGCGGCGACGAAGAGGAGGAGUUGAGCCGUAAGGGCAGCGGCAGCGACGCAUCCAAAGGUAAUCCGGAAGACGAUGACGACGAAGGCAACGCUUCAUCAACCGACAAAUUAAUCGAAGAAAGCCGAAACGACAGCGUGAAAUCGGUUGACGAGACGGGAGACUCUCCGGGAAAGAAGAGCCGAAAGAAAUCGAAGGACCGAAGGAGUAGCAAGAAGAAGAAGAAAUCGAAGGACGAAAAUGAUUCGUCAGGCCGUAAGAGCGGUUCCGCGAAAAAGAAUCAUCGGAAAGCUAAGAAGCAUAGCGAUAACGACGAUGAUUCACCCGGAGGAUCACAGCAUGAAAACUGA
This is a messenger RNA of Hibiscus syriacus, 1686 nucleotides long. Its product is annotated as probable serine/threonine-protein kinase PBL25. Gene Ontology annotation, molecular function: ATP binding; protein kinase activity. NCBI's taxonomy places the organism in Eukaryota, Viridiplantae, Streptophyta, Magnoliopsida, Malvales, Malvaceae. The coding region runs from base 1 to 1686 and encodes 561 amino acids. The record is from RefSeq and is a predicted model, not a curated record. The transcript is spliced from 5 exons. Gene Ontology annotation, biological process: protein phosphorylation.